Messenger RNA from Polistes dominula (European paper wasp), 5463 nucleotides. RefSeq names its product cilia and flagella-associated protein 47. The record is from RefSeq and is a predicted model, not a curated record. Lineage: Eukaryota; Metazoa; Arthropoda; Insecta; Hymenoptera; Vespidae. Gene Ontology annotation, cellular component: cilium. Gene Ontology annotation, molecular function: protein binding. Gene Ontology annotation, biological process: cilium assembly.
AUGUUCACAGUCUUAAUAUUUGCCAUUCUCUUAUGGGGAAAAAUAAUAAAUUUCGUUUUGAGCGAAGAAAUUUCAUCAAAUUCAACAAGUAGCUUCAUUUGUACCGAUGGUAGCCAAAUACCUUUGAUCAAUGUUUGCGAUGGUUCACUUCAGUGUCCAGAUUCUUCUGAUGAAACAAGCAUAUUGUGUCGACAUACAGUUUGUCCUUCGAACAUGUUUAGAUGUUCUUACGGAGCUUGCAUAAAUCGUACAUCUCGAUGCAAUGGAAUAAAAAAUUGUGUUGACGGAAGUGAUGAAAUUCGUUGUAAUUUGUUGUCGAAUGAAACAUGUUCUGACAGAGAAUACCAAUGUUCUACUCCUCGUUUAGAAUGUAUACCCAUUGCAGAUAUUUGUAAUGGAUACGUUGAUUGUUCGGAUAAUAGUGACGAGGACAUUUCUAUAUGUCGAGAAUAUUCUUGUCCUGAUUAUACAUAUCGAUGUUCUUAUGGGGGUUGCGUUUAUCAAGAAGUACUUUGCGAUGGUAUAAAAGAUUGUUUCGAUGGUAGCGAUGAAGAUACGUCGAUGUGCAGAGCAAUUAAUUGCAGUGGAAUUGAAUGUCUUCAACAUGAAUGCGGACAAAAUGAAUUUGCUUGCGAGAACGAAAGACAAUGUGUGCCGAUAAACAAAAUCUGUGACGGGAUUCGCCAUUGUAGAGAUGCUUCUGAUGAGAAUUCUGAAAUGUGCACAAAACAAGAAUGUCGUGACGAUAGUUAUCGUUGUUCUUAUGGUGCUUGCAUUCCCAUCAAAUUCACUUGCAAUUUGCGACCAGAUUGUUAUGAUUGGAGCGACGAGGAUGAAGAACUUUGUGGUAGAGUUUUGCCCGAAGGUGCAUGUCGACUUCCUGGUGCAAAGCCAGGUAUUCAUUAUAAGAUAAGAGGUUGUUCGCGAUGCCGACCUGGUGAGGUUGUUCCUGAAUUUACUCGUUUAGAUUACACCUGUGACAAUGACGGAUGGUUAGAAGGUUCCAAUAGUGUCUAUUGUCAAAAUAAUCGUUGGCUACCUUCAAUUCCAAUUUGUUCUGUUGGUAAUAAUAAUACGUUGCGUAUAACUUGCCCACCGAUUUUGGAAGCCAAUGGAGCUAUAAAAAGAUGCGAAUCUAAAUGGGGACCACGUAAAGGUUGGGUUUCUUGUGAAAAGCCCAUGCCUAUCGCAGCUACACUUAUUGUAAAUGGUUGGGAAGUGCAAAGCGAAGAAUAUGUGCCUUGGCAUGCUACACUAUUUUCACACGAAAAUGGUCAAUGGAAAUUCUUUUGUGGUGGUACUCUGAUCGGUGAACGUGUUAUAUUAACUGCCGGUCAUUGCGUGUGGAAAACAUUUCCCGAAACGAUACGCGCUGCAUUUGGAAUUCUUUCAAACACAUUAAACGAAACGUUACAAGUAAACGCUCAAGUAUUUGAAAUCGAUAAAAUAGAAAUUCAAAAUUCGUAUCAAGAUCACGAAGGAAACUAUGGUUCUGACAUUGCAUUACUUAUCUUAAAAAUUGCAGUUAAGAUAAACAACGUUGUUAGACCAGUUUGCGUAGAUUUGCAAUCUGAUUUAACUCUACUGGAGGCAUGGAAAAAUGGAGACAGUGGAUUUGUGGCUGGUAUGGGAAUUAUGGAGAACGAUACAUACAGUUCAACUUUAAGAAUGACUUCGAUGAAAGUUAUUUCCAACGAAAAGUGUCGCGAGUUUCACCACAGGGAUUUUAGGAAAUAUAUUACAUAUACUUCCUUUUGUGCUGGUUGGGCAAAUGGAACAAGUGUAUGUAAUGGUGAUAGUGGUGGAGGUUUUAUAUUGCGUCGACCUAAUACCAUGAUUUGGGAAGUGCAUGGUGUCGUUUCGAUAAGUCCUCGACGAUUGGGAACUAGUAUUUGUGAUCCAUAUUCUUAUACUAUUUUUACAAAAGCUUUUGAAGUGAAGACUUUAAAAACGGGAAUAAUGUUGAGUCCUGGAUUAAGUUUUACAAGUUUUGUAAUAUAUUCUUUUAGAAGACCAGCUUUAUUACGUGCAAUAAUUCCAAUUGAAAUUAAUAACAAAGUUCUUGAUUAUUGCGUCAUUUGUACACUAAUAACAGAACGUAUUAGUAUUAAACCAAUGUCAAUUGAUUUUGGUAUCAUUGAUUUGGGUUACACUUCUGAACCGAAAAUUAUAACUAUUUAUAACGAAGGUGGUAAAACUACCAGGAUCAAAUCAACUCCGAACAUUCGAGUUCCAUUGAAAGCGAAUGUUAUAGCUCAUCGUUUAAUUAUUUAUCAUGAAAAUACAACUGAAGAUUUUACUCUUGUUGAUUUUCCACCUACGGUAGAAAAAACAUGCAAGUACAAUACGUUUGUUUUAAGGAAUAUCUCAUCUCGAGCCUGCAACUACGUCGUUCUUGGCGAAGUUAAUAAUGAAUUGAAGCCAAUUCGGAAAAUCGAUCACAAGAAGUUUCCAGUUUAUGGUGCUUUUGAAAUAAAUCCAAUCGAGGGACGUAUGGAUCCUUUCGAAAGUAUCAUUUUUGAAAUUGGAAUAAUCAAAAUCCAUACGGAAGCCAUAAAUAUUUCCGGCUUUGAUCCCAUAAAGGAAACUAUGAUCGAUGAAACAACAUCUGGAAAAGUUCAUCUGCAAGACAAAUUUUGGGAUCUAUCAUCUACUUUAACGUCCAAUAGUUCAAUAGAUAAACCAGUCAAUAAUUUUGUCAGAAUUUGUCUUUAUGGCGAAAUGGAAAUAAUUAAACUUAAUCUACAACCUGACAGUUUAUAUUUUGGUAAUUUGCACAUUGGCGAAAUAUCUCAACGUGUUAUUUGCAUCACAAAUUCAUCCAAAAUUGAGUCUAUAUCAUUUCAAUGUCAACCAAUGCCUGCCGUUAAAUGUAUUCCAAAAUCUGCUAAACUGAAACCUGAAGGAUCCACUGAAGUGCUUGUUAAGGUUCAAGCACGAGAAAAUGUUGGACCAUCAUUUGUACUUUUAAUCAAUGCCACUGUGGAUUCUGAAAAUUCAACUGUAUCAAAAUGUUCAACAAAAGUGAAAAUUCGUACUUUUCGCGUUAUAUGUACCUUGAAUGUUAUUUUUAAGACUAGAACACCGAUGACUCAGUUUGUCACAGGAAUAACUCCAUUGAUAACUCAUGAAGUUGGAUUUAUGACGAAUCGUGCUACCUUCGGUUCGAACGUAAAGAAACCACGACAGGCAAUGUUAUUCGUUGAAAAAGAUUUGAAAAGAUCGUGGGCUAAUAAAAAAUUAAUUCGUGAUAAUGUUAUUAUCGAUAGUGUUCCUGCUUAUCCAAAUGAUACACAAAAAUCUUUGAGACCUUAUAGAGGACCACCUGUGAAAACUAUAUUUACUGGUAAACCACGUUAUACACUUGGUCCUAUUCAGUUUGAAGCUUUUACUGGCAAACAAGCAAAUACCAUAAACAAACAUCGUUUAUAUUGGGCUGAUUAUCUUUACAUGUCUCAAUUAUCACGCAAGAAAAUGUUAGGAAUGUCAGUAGCAAAAUUAUUUCCCAAUGAUGAUAACGACAAUGACGUAAUAUCUCGAUUAACACAAGUUCCUAAAAAAUUUCAAGAAUUACCAUUGACAUUUCCUUGUAAAAAAUUUGCUGAUCAAAAGUUUCAUUCUAAAAUUCAUCCGAAAAUUUUCACUACGUUGUCGCCAUUACAAAUAUAUAAUGUUUAUGUUCAUCCUGCCAUAAUUAAUUUUGGAAUGGUGGCAUGGAAAACGUUUAGUUAUCGACAAUUAAUUGCAUCUAAUAGCAACGAAUUUUCUGUAAAAAUUCAAUUUCUAAGUACGUCUACAAAUAUUCGAUUUCCCGAAGGUGAUACAAUUAUUUUACAACCUAAUAAAAUUCUAACGAAACUCGUUGAAUUUUACGGCGAUCGUAUGGGAAAAUUUAAUAGUUUUAUCAAUUACAACAUUAAUGACAAUCAUUCAUUUCAAAUGAACGCAAUCGCUGAAAUUGUACAUAAAAAUUUGUUAAUUGACAAACGAGAAGUUUUCAUUGGUAAAGAUUAUUUGGAAGAUGAAUCGUAUAGACCACAGUGGUCUAUUAUUCAGAUUAAAAAUAAAUUGGAUGCUUCCACACGUUACAAAUGGAAAACACCAGAAAUUUCUUGUUUUUCUAUAGAACCAAAAUAUGGUAUCAUAGGAGGUAAUAGUAUUUUAAAUACAUUUAUCUCUUACAACGCUGACCCAUUAAAACCAUCCUCUGUCGAGAUGAUUAUAAAAUGUGAAAGUGGAACUUUCUCAAGAUUGCAAUGCAACUUGUUAUACACAAUUCCAAAAGUUACAUUUGUCAAUGAUCGUACUGAUUUAGGGGAUUUAUCUUUAAAUUUACCAACUAAAGUGCAUGGAAUUCUUCAAAAUUUCGAAUUUACCGAAGUUGUUUAUGAAAUUGAUUCUACAUCUUUAAUACGUGGAUGCGAGAUUAAUCAAUUAAAUGGAAUUAUAUCACCACGUGGAAUUGCAAUAUUAGAGGCAACUCUUAAGUUCGACGUGUGCAUUGAUUUUACUGUCACAAUUUUUGUCACCAUUCAAAAGCAUUUAAAACUGCAAUGGAAAAUUACAGGACGAGUGCCAUUUCCACGAUUAAAAUUUACUCCAAAUUUUAUAGAACAACGUCGUGUAAUUGCAGAUUCAUUUCAGAGUCAUUUGAUAACGAUUAGUAAUAUUGGAACAACUCUUUCAAAAUUACAAUUUGCUUUACAAGACUAUCCUGAAUUUAGUGUUGUUUUCAUAACAAACGAGAAAACUGAUAUCAAAAUCGAAGAAAAUACGAGCGUGUUAAUUCCAUCAAGAUCAACAAUGAGUUUUUAUUUACAUUUUCAACCAUUGGAUCCAGCAAGUUAUGUUAUUUAUCUUCCAAUUGUUAUAAACGAUUUACUUGGGCCAGUGUUAGAAACAGAUCCGAAAACUUUCGCACCAUCAGAGUACAUAGAAUUGCAAAAAGAAUUCUACAAGGAUAUUCAAGGAAUAACGUUUCUUGAAUUACCAUUAAAAUUACCUGUAAUUUCGAUUGAUUUUACGGUAGCUGGACGUGCUGUAUCGUUCAAUAAAUUCACAUUUGUUUUUGAUGUUGCCACUGACAACAUGAUAGACGAACUUAAAAUUGACAAUCCUGAUAAGUUGAAAGAAGUUACAGUAAUUAUUAAAACUGAUAAUUUUAUCAAAGAAGAUUGUCCUUUUUGUAUCAAUUGGUCUCGUGGCAUCAAACCAACGAUAACGUCAACAUCAAUCACGUGUUUGCUACUUCCAGGAGAAGAAAUCGUUUUUUCAGUCGAAUUUAAGCCAAUUUAUCGUGGAACAUUUAAACUCGAAGCUUUAAUUUUUAUACAAAGAGAUUCAACAGAUUUACCGUUUAAUACAAUUAACUUUAAUGGUGUAAACGCAAAAGAAUUUAUAGAAGCUAACAUUUCGGAAAUUUAUCUAUUACCUCAACAUCCUACAUCGAAUUGGAUGUUAUAG